This is a messenger RNA of Dermochelys coriacea (leatherback sea turtle), 4666 nucleotides long. RefSeq names its product maestro heat like repeat family member 7 (gene MROH7). The coding region runs from base 1441 to 4464 and encodes 1007 amino acids. Gene Ontology annotation, cellular component: cytoplasm. Lineage: Eukaryota; Metazoa; Chordata; Testudines; Dermochelyidae. The transcript has 23 exons. The record is from RefSeq and is a predicted model, not a curated record.
UCCCUUGAAGUAAUCCAGCCUCAGGCCUCCAUCCAGGUACCCAAGUCAAAUAUGACGAAGAUUUCUGAAAAUCUUACUUCAUCAUAUAAAAGAAAAGGUUUCACAGGAUUGGACAUUACCUCCCAGAUUAAUGAAUAUUCCUGAUCUUACCCAAAUACAUGCUACAACCAAUUAUUAACUAAACUAAAAUUUAUUAAAAAAGAAAGAGAGAGAGUAUGGUUAAAAGAUCAAUAUACAGACAUGAAUUAAAUUUUUGAGGUUCAGAUAAAUAGCAGAGAUGCUGAGCUUUGUAGUUGCAAAGAGUUCUUUUUAGAAAUUAGUUCAUAGGUUAUAGUCCAAUGUCCCAUAUCAUAUCCAGGGUAGACCAGCUGAACUGGGAUCUCAUCUUGUGACUCAAACUUCCCCGAUGAAGCUUAAGCAGAUCUGAGAUGAAAAGGAUCAGGGCCCAAGGAUCUUCUAUACAAUUUCAGGUUGUCUUUGACAAGUUGGAGUCCCUCUGGGAACAAUAGGUAAUCAGGGCAUCUUUGAAGUGGGUCCAUCACCAGUACUUAACUGUAUGAAUUAAUAUAAGACAAUUGCCUGUUCCUUCAUCAUUCACCAAUGAUCUGCUAUACAUUUCAAAGAGAGAUGAAUACAGAAAGAUCCCGUGUUUACAAUUCAUUUAAAUGCUAGGAUGUUCUUUUGAUCUCUGAAUGAAUAGUUAUACUGACAGUCAGGAACUGUCUGUUUACAUGGCUAGCACCAAAGAUACACACAAUUAAUAUUACCUCUAACUUCUAACAACAUAGGUUUGCAUUUCAAAGUUCUAGCCUAUUUAUCAUGAAUGGCCUUAAUUACCAUUCACAUACCUUUCUAACAUGACUUUAAAGGUGGGCUCUUGGUCAUUCAGCCUGCAAGCUACUUAACCCUUUCGGGCCAUGAGUUAUAUUUUGUAUAAGAUUUGCUACAAUUAUAUAGCAGUAGUAGCAACAAUGGUUUGUAUAAAUAUAUUUUAAUCAGACAACAUCACACCAUUAAAUCCCACAUUUAGGGGAGAAUUGCCUUGUUUCCAUGACAAAUUCGCCAUCAUACCUCUCUAUUGUGACAGCUCCCCCUGCUGGUGUGUGCUACAGUGACCUCUCCUUGUCAGUCUUAGUCCAUGCUUUCCUCUGUCAUUGUUAUCUCCUGAAAGAAGUUGAAUCUACAUGACAGCUGUGAACAUCCAGCACAGACGAGAAGUAAUUAGAUGUGGCGAUUUCCCUCCUUCUGCUCAGUUAGACCCGCAAACGUGGUCGGACACACCAACGUUAAAGGAAGGCUGCAUGUGUACAUGGACCCUCCUCUUCAAAAAGGUGCAAGUGGCUCAUUGGGGCACCUUAGCCUAAUGCUUGAGAGAAGGAGUCAGGCAUAGACCACAGGAGCCAACAGUAUCUCUUGAGCAAGUCCUGGGAGUGAGAGAACAUGAAUCCAGUCCAUGGAGGUGAGGAGCCAGGCACUGCUCUGAGGGUCCACGAACACACCCCAAUGGCCCAGGACGGGGAGGAAGGUACUAAGAGUUUGCUCACUGGAGGCGAGGGGUCAGCUGAUGUCCUGAUGACCCAGCUGUGCCCUCUGAGGCUGGAAGAAGUGGUGGUGACCAAGAAUGCUCUACCUGAUGGCCGGUUGGAGCACUGCACAGCCCAGGCCACUUCUGAAGAAAAUUCCAGUGAAGCUUGUGAGACAAUAAGGCAGGAUGUGGGAGAAAAGGAGGACAAAGUGCAGCCGGCACUGGAGAUGAUGGCACUGAAUGAUUGCAAUAUGGAACUUGGCAGGGAUGUCAGCGGGCACGAACAGAAAAUAAACUCCCUUCACAGCCAGAAACUCAUGGUUGUCAAGCAGAUUGUGAAGCAUAUUAAAUCGCUGCCGCAGGAUUCGCUGGACUCGUGCUCCAGUGCCGUGCGCUGUCAGGGGAUGCUGCUCAUCACAGACUACAGUGACAGAAAUGAAAGCCCUGGUUCCCCUUUCACAGCAGGAAUGCCAAUGGGUGCUUAUUUUUCUACUAGCAAAGUGAAGCCGCCUCUGGAAGGUAAAGAGAAGUUGGAUGUGGUCAUUGUCUGCGUUGCCAGCGUCUUUGCCCUGCCCUCAAUCGAGGCCUUGCAAAGGCAGGAAGGCCACAAAGUAAAUGUGAAGGAUUUGUACAACCAGUCUGUGGAUGCCCUGGAAGUGAUGCUGAGAGCUCUCCUGUCAGAGAAGCCAAACCCAGCUGAGCUGCAGAACUUCUUGGAUGUAAGCAGCAUUGAGCUGCACUUGGCCCCCUGGAUGAGAUCAGAGAAAGCUCAUGAGCGAGCAAGGGCUGUGAACACCAGUGUCUGCCUGUUACAAGCAGCAGCCGAGCAUCCUAAGUUCUGUAUGUCACAUGAGUUCCCCAGGCUGGGGCUCCUGGUUGGACGGCUGGCCCUGUGUAUUGGUGACCCGGAGAAGGAGAUUGGCCACCAGGCUAUGGAAGGCUUGUAUUUCCUCUACUCCCUCAUGUGGUGCCAAAAGGAACCUGAGAGGAAGAUGGGGUCUGUGACAGCAGUGCUUCAUCAAAUGCCCAAAGAGAUCUUGGGUAUCUACGAGCCCACCAGGACUUGUCAGAACAUCUCUGAAAUUGUUAAGAGAUUUGGACAGUUUCUCAGCCCAGACCAGAUAGCAGACCUUCUCCUGACAGCUGUAGAAAGCCUGAAGAAGGCCAAUGAGAGCACCAUUGAAGCAUCAAAGACUAUUCUGAAUGUAAUCCUGGAGAAGUACAAGCAUAAGAUACAGAUGAAGGUGCCAAAGAUUUUGGACAGGAUCCACUCCCAGCUCAGAGCCAUCCAUCAUUCCCAUGCCAGACAGGUAGUGAUGAUGGCCUUAUGCCUCCUGGCUCGUGCUUUCAUGGAAGAAGUGUCCACAGCCCUUCUAAAAUGUCCGCUUCCGCUGGACAGAGAUGCAGCUGGGAUGUGGAGAACACUGGCCAAAACAGAGGCAAUCUGUCACUCCCACAGACUUCUGGAUGUGCUUCUGAAGGAGCUGCAGGAGAGGCCAAGCACCUCUGAAGAUAAAGCCUUCAUCAUACCUAUAGCUGCAGCCAGUGCUCUGUGCGAGGUGUUAUCCGUAUCCAUGUGCACGCAGACUGUGACACGCUUCUAUCCCCGCCUCCUGAUGGCCCUGCUUGUUCAGGUGCACUAUAGCAUUGGGCUCAGCCUGUCUGACAGUGGGGUCUCCAGGAAGGAGCUCAUCCCUGCAUGCUGUGUUGUGAAGACCGUGAAGACCCUUCUCCUAAAAAUGGGAUGCCACUAUGAGUUCACCUCUGUUGAGAAGGAGGGAGGUUGGGAACUGCUCACUAGCUCUGAGGAGCACCAUCGCGGGGUAGGCCUGCUUGCAAGAGCCAUGGUCCACUAUUCUUGCUGUGAGCUGUGGCGGAUCUUGUACCUUCUGGUCCCAUUCCUCGAACGAGGUGAUAAACAGCACAAGCUCACAGCGAUGGCCUUUUUCAUUGAGCUUCUCCAUAUGCCACAGGCAAAGCGGCUCCCAGAAAAAUAUUCUGUGAUCCGUCUGCUGAAAGGACUGACUGACCCAGAUCCAAUUAUCCGAGCAUUGUGCGUCAAAGGACUGAUCACCAUGGCAGACUGGCCAGGGAAGGAGAUAAAGGUCCUGGUGCCAGCCAUGAUAAACAGCUUGUGUGGAGUGGACGGGAGGCUGGUUGUGGAGGCUCUUGCUGAUGUGAAGAAGAUUCUCAGAGGCUUGGAUGGAGCAAGUUAUGCUGGCUGCAUCACCAGUCCCCUUAGGCUCCUCUUUGAUGAUGAGAGAGCGAGUGUGCGUUCUGCUGCCAUUUCCUUGUUUGGAAAAAUGGUCAAGAAGGUGAAGAAGAGUCGGGGGCUUAUGAAAGAGGAGGAUGUCUUGGACAGCUUGAUCCCAUUACUUCUGCAUCUGCAAGAGGGCAACCCUGACAUGGCUGAGAAAUGUAAGAAUGCCUUGGAUGAAUGUUCUCGACUCCUGGAAUGGAGACUACCUAAACAGGUGGGCAACAGGAAAGCCUGGCACAAUCACCAAAAAGAUGUGGAUGAAAUCUGUCAGUACCUUGUGAAGACACGUCAAGAAAAUGUCCAAAGGUUCUUGUUCCAAAGCCAGUGCUACCUCAGCAGCACACAGCCUUCUUUACGAAGGGCUGCAGCCAUGUUCAUAGGGUUCCUGGUUAUGCACAUGGACAACAUGAUGGGAAUGAAAGAUUUGGACAUCAUAAGUAAUGCUCUCAGGGGCUUACUACAUGACCCUGAGGCGUCCGUAUGUAUCUUUGCUGCUCAGGCACGUGAACGUGUCCUGGCAGUUUCCUGGAAAUUAAAGUACGGCCUGGUUGAGCAACACAAAGUGAACAGUGACUCUGCUGAGAAACACAAAAGCCCCCCAAAUCCUCCUCCUACCGAAAGCACCUCAUCCAGGCUGUUCAAUGCCCUCAACCUCUGGAAAUUAGCUGCCAAGCACUAACUGGCUCAAAAAGAGAGCCAGGGCUUAUGCCCCAUUGAGCCCCAUGCAGACACAGCCAGACUCUGAUUAUUUUUCUCAACUUGGCUGCCUGCUCUGUUUUCCCACCAGAGGGAAAAUCAAAGGGACUCUGGAAGGGUCAUUAACAUGCCAAAGAAAGUGAACUGAACAUGGGCAAUAAAGAGCACUGGGAGUUUAUUGCGAA